GCGAACUCAGGCUCUAAAAAAAGAUUAAAGUAUUCGCUGAAACCGAGGUUCACUUCUGUGCUGGAAGUAAGUGGGACGCCUCGUCAGUCCUUUUUUACAGUUUUAUUUUAUUUUAUUUGUAUUUAUUUUUUUACAGUAAGCGACUGUUCCGCUUGUCUCUGUCACUUGUGAGAAACAGAGGUGAGGGAAGGCUAUCUCUGCACUCCUGGGCUCCGCUCCUGAAGGAAGGAAUGGAGAAUCAGCGAAACAGCAGAAUAUUAAAUCAACUCCAUAAAUCAUUUGUAUUACAUUCACGGCUCUACGAAAACACGCAGAUGAUAAUAUUGUUGUAUCUGUUGCUUCUGGGAGGUGUUUGUAAUGCAGAAACUGAAGAGACAAUGCCAGUGAUGGAAGGAGAUUCUGUAAUUCUACACACCAAUCUUUCUGAAAUACUGAACGACGAUACUAUACUCUGGGGAUUUGGACCUAAAGAAUCAGUCAUAUCUACAAUAACUAGAAAGAACGACUUGACCUCAUUCUUUGUCACCGAAGAAGUGACAUUCGCAGGCAGAUUGCAGGUGGACCAACAAACUGGCUCUCUCACCAUCAGAAACACCAGGAAGAUACACUCGGGACAAUAUAAACUAACAAUCUCUAGCAAAAAGACCACAUCCAGGAUAUUUCAUUUGAAUAUCUUUGAUGUGGUUGGAGAGACCGAUGGAGUGAAGUCAGUGUCAGUGAAUGAAGGGGAAUCUGUGAUUCUACAGAAUGAUGCUGCUGAAUUACAGAAAGAUGAUCUGGUCAUAUGGAGGUUUGGAGAUAAAGGCAUCCUCCUAGCUAAAAUUGAUGUAGGAACUGACAAUCACUCCUUAAAUGAUGCCGAUGAACGAUUCAGAAACAGACUAAAACUAGAUCAAACUGGAUCUCUGACCAUCACAAACGCCAGAACCGAACACGCUGGACUGUAUGAAGUACAGAUCAGAGGCCGCGGGAGCUCAAAGCAGUUCCUUGUUUCUGUCAGGGCUGAUUUGGGUUUGUCUUCAGCUGCCAUAGCUGGGAUAGUUGUUGCUGUUCUGCUGGUGGCUGGACUUUUAGCUCCUGUUGUGAUUUACUAUCGCCACAUGAUCUCUGAAGUAAAAAAUCAAGAGGCUGAGAUAGUGUCCGAGAUGGAAGGAAGAACUGUCGCUCUACGGACUGGUACUAAACUACAGCACGGUGAAGAGAUCAAGUGGUGGUUCGGAGAUGACCACAAUCCCAUAACCCAAUUCAGUAGAUGGACCGUUACAGAUGAUGAUAUAAAUUGUGAUGUUACUGAUGAGAGAUUCAGAAGCAAAGUGCAGCUGGGUGGUAGGACUGGAGAUCUCAUUAUCAGUUAUAUCAGGACCAUUCACUCUGGAGUCUACAGAGUACAGAUCUCCGGCAAAACCAGAAAAACCAAAUACAAGAAGAAAUUCUUUGUUACUGUCAAUGUAAUGAAAGUGCCAGUGAUGGUUGGAAAAUCUGUCACUCUAAAGACUGAUAUUGAAAUAAAGGAAGGAGAUCUGAUACUGUGGACCUUUGGAGUUAAAAACGGUCUCAUUGUUAAAGCUGAAUCAGGAAAAACUACUAUUAGUGAGAGCUUCAGAGGCAGACUGGAGCUAAAUGAACUGCUGAUCAAUGGAUCUCUGACUAUCACAAACAUCACAGAUGCAGACUUUGAACAUUUUCAACUACAGGUCCUCAACAGCAAACGGAACAGAUUCAGGAGAUUCAAUGUGAUCAAAGCUUCCGAAGAAGAGUGUGAAAUCUAUGAUGAGCAGCAGGGGAUGAGUUCACCUCAAUAAGACACGCCCACCACUGUCAAUCUUUGUGACAUCAUCAACUGAAUGUCCAUACGUCUCAAUGUUCAUACUAUUCAUCCUAAACAAUAUGUGAGAUUAGAAUAAGCGUGUCCUAAAGCAUAGUAUGUUGAAAAGAGUAUGCCAAAAUUCCCUGGAUGGUCUACUAUUUCAGUUUGGUUUUUGAAGUGUGGAUCCGUGCACAGUCUAAUGGCUAAAAUGAAGGAUUCCAUCCAGAAUUACAAACACGAAUAAAAGGCGUUAGAAAAACUACAAAUGUGGUGGAUAGAGAGGUUUACAAAAUAGGGUUCAGGCGUAAUUUGCAUGUGGGGCUGGAUCAAUAUUAUCCCUAGUUCCCUACCACUCUUUUAAAGUAGGUUUAAUUGAAAAAAAUCAUGCGAACGGUAUGUGAUGAUACAAACCAGUAUUAUACAAUAAAUAUCUGAUUUAAACCAUGUAUAUGCCACUGUUGAUUAUAUGGGAGAGAAAAAAAAUCCAAAAGAUCAUAGAUAUGAGUUCAUGCUGAGCAAAACUGAAAUAAUUUACCGAACUGAUUUGUUCCUCUCCUGCGAUGUUACUUCUGCACUCCUUUUCAUUCACAAACAGAAGUGAAACAUAAAACAUGAUAUUGAGAAUCAGUUUUUAAUCUAAUUCAACCAACCAGUCACAGUAACUGAUCGGCUCACAGACUAAUUUAAUGUGACCACUACGAAAAUGAAAUUCUAGAAAAAAAUUACCUUAAAUUGGCUAAAUGCAUGUUAGAAUGAAUAUAUAUAUA
Carassius auratus (goldfish) is the source of this 2574-nucleotide messenger RNA. RefSeq lists its product as uncharacterized. The record is from RefSeq and is a predicted model, not a curated record. The coding region runs from base 231 to 1802 and encodes 523 amino acids. Lineage: Eukaryota; Metazoa; Chordata; Actinopteri; Cypriniformes; Cyprinidae. The transcript has 7 exons.